UGUGACCUCGUCCUACAGGAAAUCUGCAACCGCAUAAACACAGCAGCGCCGGGUGCAUGAACCUGGGAAAAGCGCUCUCCAGGGACCCCAGCCCCGCCCUUUCAGGCACGCCCCGUCCAGACCUUGAGCCACGCCCCCAACGGACACGCCCCGCCCCAAAGCGAACCACGCACCACCCAGAGCCUGAGCCACGCCCCAGGGAGCCUGACCGCCUAGUCUUCCCGGUGCCCGCCUCUCCUCCUUAGCAACAGACAGGACGCUUUCAUCUUAGCAACUACUCCAGGUGCCACCAUGGCUGAAGAGGAGGUCCCAGUAGUGGCUGAGAGAGUUCUAAAGAUACUGAGGGUGUUCAUAAACCAGCUGGACACCUACAGCAGCGGAAACAUAGGAAAGUUCCUAGCUAACUGUGUGGCUGGGGCUUCCCUGGAAGAGAUUACAGAAGAGGAGGAGGAGGAAGAUGAAACAAAGUCAGCAGCCCCGGAAGCUUCCACCGCAAAAGUGAAGGAAGGCACAUUCCAGAUCGUAGGCACCUUGGCCAAGCCAGAAAGCGUCAGGCCGGACUUCGCAGUGGAGACAUACUCAGGUAUCUCCCGAGAAGACCUCCUCACGCGGCUGCUGGAGUGUGACGUUGUCAUCUAUAACAUCACUGAAAAUGUGCAGCAAGUGGAGGAAGCCGUAUGGGCAGUCACGGCAUUGAAUGAAGAAGUCGCUCAUUUUGAAAAGCGAAAGAUAUUCAUUUUGCUGUCGACGGUGAUGACAUGGGCGAGAUCCAAACCUCUGGACCCUGACGACACUGAGGUUCCCUUCACAGAAGAAGAUUACCGGAGGAGAAAGCAUCACCCUAACUUCCUGGACCACAUCAAUGCCGAAAAGAUGGUUCUCAAAUUUGGAAAAACCGGCAAAAAGUUUGCAACUUACGUAGUUGCUUCAGGACUUCAGUAUGGAGUGGAAGGAGGGAUCCUACACGCCUUUUUUAAGAUGGCUUGGCUGGGCGAGAUUCCUGCACUCCCUGUUUUUGGAGAUGGAUCCAAUGUCAUUCCAGCCAUUCAUAUUCUUGAUCUAGCAGGACUGCAGAUAUUGCUCCUGCCUCUGAUCUUGGGGAACAUUAAAGUGAUACAGAACGUCAUAGACCACGUGCCGAAGCUUCACUACCUGGUGGCUGUGGACGAGUCUGUCCACACCCUGGAAGACAUUGUCAAGUGCAUCAGCAAAAAUACUGGCCCUGGAAAAAUCCAGAAAGUACCCAGAGAAAAUGCUUUUCUAACAAAGGACUUGACACAACUGCAUCUCGACCACUUACUGGUCAACCUGAGGAUGGAGGCGCUGUUUGUGAAGGAGAAUUUCAACAUCCGCUGGGUUGCCCAAUCAGGAUUUGUGGAGAACAUCAGCAGCAUCCUCAAAGAGUACAAGCAAAGCCAAGGAUUAUUGCCAAUCAAGAUCUGCAUCCUUGGUCCUCCUGCUGUGGGAAAAUCGAGCAUCGCUGAAGAAUUAGCCAAGUACUACAAACUACAUCACAUCAAAAUAAAGGAUGUGAUUUCCGAAGCCAUAGCCAAACUGGAGGCGAUUGUUGCACCCAAGGAGGCAGUGGAAGGAGAAGAGGAAGGUGAAGAGGAGGAAGAAGAAGAGAACGUGGAGGAUGCCCAGGAGCUCUUGGAUGGCAUCAAGGACAGCAUGGAGCAGAACGCAGGUCGGCUAGAAGAUCAAUAUAUAAUUCGAUUUAUGAAGGAAAAGCUUAAAUCUAUGCCUUGUAAGAACCAAGGUUACAUUUUGGAUGGCUUCCCAAAGACCUAUGAUCAAGCAAAAGACCUGUUCAACCAGGAAGAUGAAGAGGAAGAAGAAGAAAUCAGAGGCAAAAUGUUUCCCUUUGAUAGAUUAACUACACCUGAGUUUGUGUGUGGUCUGGAUGCCUCUGACGACUUUCUGAAGGAGCGCGUCAUGAACCUCCCAGAGAGCAUUGUGGCGGGAACUCACUACAGCCAGGACAGAUUCCUCCGGUCUCUGAGCAACUACCGGGACAUCAACACCGAUGAUGAGACGGUCUUCAACUACUUUGAUGAAAUUGAAAUCCACCCAAUACAUAUUGAUGUAGGAAAACUGGAAGAUGCCCAGAACAGACUUGCUAUCAAACAGCUCAUCAAAGAGAUUGGGGAGCCUCGGAAUUAUGGCUUAACAGAUGAAGAAAAGGCAGAAGUAGAGAAAAAGGCUGCGGAGGAACGCCUGGCCAAGGAGGCUGCUGAGACAGCAGAGCGUGAACACAAAGAAGCCGUAGAGAUGGCAGAGAGGAUAGGCCGCUGGGAGGAGUGGAGUAAACGGCUAGAGGAAGUAAAAAGAGAAGAGAGGGAGCUGCUGGAGGCUCAGUCCAUCCCCCUGAGAAACUACCUGAUGACUUACGUGAUGCCCACACUGAUGCAGGGGCUCAAUGAAUGUUGCAAGGUGAGACCUGAAGACCCCGUGGACUUUCUGGCAGAAUAUCUCUUCAGGAACAAUCCUGAAAUGCAGUAAAGAUUCAUCAAUGGUGGAUCGUGGAGCUUCACAGGGAGAGCUCAAGUUAAACUUGCAAUUUGAAAAACUGCUUUUGAAAAUGCUUUUCUAGGGUUUUUUUUUGGGGGGGUGCGU
Molecule: messenger RNA, 2616 nt
Organism: Peromyscus californicus insignis
Lineage: Eukaryota; Metazoa; Chordata; Mammalia; Rodentia; Cricetidae
Gene: Ak7
Product: adenylate kinase 7
Exons: 19
Coding region: 292-2502 (736 amino acids)
Biological process (GO): nucleobase-containing compound metabolic process
Cellular component (GO): cytoplasm
Molecular function (GO): ATP binding; AMP kinase activity
Source: RefSeq, a predicted model, not a curated record